AUGGGAAGUCUACUGCAUGCUGCCCUCCCGGUAGUCUUUUACGUGCAUCUUCGAGACGAGGGCUGCGGUACUGCCCUUGUGAGCACCAUAGCAGCCCGCCCCGUAGAAACAUCCCAUGUUGGUCUCCUCUCCUUUGUGCGGUUCCUGGGUGCCUCUAGCCGCGAGACCUCGCUGUCGAACACUGCCUUGGCAAAUGGAAGCAGCCAGUCAGCGAGGAUGCAGGAUGGUGAGUGCGAAAGGCAAGGGCAGGGUGCGCACUUUGGUAGCCGGAGGAAGGUCGAGAAGAGAGCCCCACGUCGGUGA
Molecule: messenger RNA, 303 nt
Organism: Neurospora crassa OR74A
Lineage: Eukaryota; Fungi; Ascomycota; Sordariomycetes; Sordariales; Sordariaceae
Exons: 3
Coding region: 1-303 (100 amino acids)
Source: RefSeq, a predicted model, not a curated record